This is a messenger RNA of Plasmodium cynomolgi strain B, 438 nucleotides long. RefSeq lists its product as hypothetical. Lineage: Eukaryota; Apicomplexa; Aconoidasida; Haemosporida; Plasmodiidae. Bases 1 to 438 code for a protein of 145 amino acids. The record is from RefSeq and is a predicted model, not a curated record. The transcript is spliced from 2 exons.
AUGAACACCCGCGCGUGCAACUUACUUGCAUUAUUGGCAUCCCUGCUCUCCAUGACCUCUCCCGGGUAUAACCUAACCCCAGCGCAUUCGAUGCACACGGAACAGACACAAUGGGAAAGGGAACAAAACAACAGCGGGUGCAACAACCAAGUGUUACUAAAAAUAAUCAAAAACGAAAUAAGCUUCGAACAACUACCUUCCAAUAGUCUACUCAUGACAUCAAAGAUAUACAACAUAAAUGAACUCUUCGUGAACUUUUUGGAAGAUAAAAAAUUGAGCAAAAUUGUAAAGGCCUGUGGGGACUACAUUUAUUUGAAGAACCUUCAGAUGGUUAUCUUUACCAUCAAGGAAAAUGUGAACAGGGAUUUUUUGCGAAUUUUUUUCCGUGUCCUUAUAAAUAGUGACGUUUACAUGCGCAAAGAGAGCAGUGACCAGUAA